Messenger RNA from Aphidius gifuensis, 1863 nucleotides. RefSeq lists its product as uncharacterized. The annotation marks the transcript as partial. The record is from RefSeq and is a predicted model, not a curated record. Lineage: Eukaryota; Metazoa; Arthropoda; Insecta; Hymenoptera; Braconidae. The transcript has a single exon.
AUGUUUGUGCAUUAUUUAAUUUAUUUAUUAACAUUAAAAUGUGGAAAUUGUAUUGUUCUACCAAAAGUGUCACCUCUAAGACGAGAAAAUCCAAUGAACCGUGAACGUAUUGAUGUAUCAAAUACAUUUUAUACACAUGAAUUGACAUUUCGUCUUCAAACACUUGCUUGUAUUGAAACAUUUGUCGUGGAACACAUGCAACAACAGCCAUCAAGAAUUUCCGUACUUUUAACAAACGAUCAAAAUCCAAUAUCAACAAUUUACCUUCGUCAUCUUCAGGAAAUCCGAUCAACAUAUAUUCUAACCGAAGACACAAAUUUUCAAGACAAUCCAAAUAAUUUACUUGAAGUUGUUCUCAUCAUAAAAAAUUACCAAGAUAUUGAAAAUUCAUCAAUCAAAUUAAAUGAGCUUUGUGGUCGUGAAUGCAGAUAUGCAAUUUUACUUGUUGAUUCAAUACAAAAUGAAAAACUUUUCAUGAAAGAAGCAACGAAAUUACUACAAAUAUUAUGGCUAAAAAAAACAUCAAACGUUGUUGUAAUUGGUGGAGUGAAUGGCAGUCUUAUUGCUGCCCAAAGUGAAAGCUUUAAGCCAAAUAUUUUACGUGAACCAAUGGAUCCAAUAAUUGUUGGUAAAUGCCAAAAGAAAAAGUGGCUUAAUAUUCAUGAUUAUUUUGCUCCAAUGAAAAUGAAUAAUUGUUCUGUUAAUAUUGCAUAUUUUGAACAAAUACCCUACGCUCAUUUGGUCAUGAAAAAUAAUGAAACUACAUUGGAAGGAAUUGAAGCAACAAUUAUCUAUGACAUUGCUAACUCGUUAAAUUUUAAUCCAAAUUUUUCCGAAAUCGAAUGGGGAAAUAAUACAACAAAAGAAGAUGAAGUACUGGAAGAAUUUGAUAUUCACAAAACAAUUGAUCUGGCUUUUGGUGGAAUUAUUUGGCAUCCAGAAAAAGACAUUGACUUUGCUUUGGCUUAUGAUAUCAUUGAUCUUGAUUGGCUUGUUCCAAAUGAACCUCGUGUUUCUAUGCUUGGUCUUGUAUCACCACUGAGCACAGAUGUUUGGUGGGCAAUUCUAGUUGUUUUAAUAAUAGCUGUUUUUCUGAGAAUUUUAAUAUUUAAAAAAAUGUCUCUUCUAGAAAUAUCAGCAAUUAUUAUCGGUGUUGCAUGGAACAAACAGCCAGUAAAAUUAUCAUACAGAAUAAAAUUUAUGUCGUGGAUUAUUUUUGCUUUUUUAUUGACUCAAUUUUAUUUGGCGUCAAUGGCUGGUAGAUUAUUGGCUGGUUCAAAUAGUGAAAUAAAUACAAUAAAAGAUCUUGUUAAUUCUGGCAAACCAUUGGCAGGCACAAAAACACAUAAACAAUUAUUUUUUGAUGCUCAAAAUGCAUCUGAUGAUGAUCGAGAAUCUGAUUCAGUGUUUAAAGAAAUUUGUGAUAAAUUUAUUAUUUUAGAUCAAGAUGAUUAUGUUAAAACUCUUCAGGAUUUAAUUGAUGGAGUUAAUAAGAGUUAUGCACUUGUUGGUGUGCUAAAUGUAUCAUCAAUUGUAACAAAAUUUGAUCCUCUUAUUGUUCAUAAAGUUCCAGAAACAUUGGCUAGUCUGCCAGUCAGUUUUGCUACCUGGCGAGGUCUUCCAUAUCUCACGAGAGUUGAUGAAAAACUACAGCAGCUUGUUCAAGGUGGUAUUGUUUCACACAUUGGCACUACAAUUUCAUCUAAACAUCGAUUUCUCAAAGCCAAAGAACAAGAAGAUGCAUCACUUGAACAAAAUUUUCUUCGAAUGAAUGACAUUGCUCCUGGAUUUUAUCUUUUAUUAGCUGGUUGUAUAUCGGGCAUGUUAUUACUUUUUGGUGAAUUAAUCAUUUUUAAAAUACAA